Messenger RNA from Galleria mellonella (greater wax moth), 3128 nucleotides. RefSeq lists its product as uncharacterized. The record is from RefSeq and is a predicted model, not a curated record. NCBI's taxonomy places the organism in Eukaryota, Metazoa, Arthropoda, Insecta, Lepidoptera, Pyralidae.
ACUAAUAUGUUGUGCUAUGACUGUUAUGUUGUGACUAAUAAGUCUUUUGCUAAAAUGCUAGUUGAUAAGUAAUAUAUUGAUAGUUGAUAAGUAAUGACUAACAAGUCUUUGUUACGAUAAGUAAUGUUUAUCUGUAAUGUUUAUCUAUAUUUUGAAUGUCUAUUUGUAUUUGUAAGUACAAUGUAAUCGCUAACUAAGAAGCCUUUGCCAAAAGCUCCUCUCUGAUAAAAUACCACUGUCAUGAAAUCAUACACCAUUAGCCUUUGUUACAAUACCAUUAGCUGAUGAGUAAUAUUUAUCUGUAUUCGCAAUUGUGUACCAUGAGCAUCAUGUUAUCAUUAGUCGAGAACCCCUCUCCGAUAAACUCACCUUAUAUAAAUACUGCCUCAAAUCAGUUCGAGGACAGUUCCAUUUCCGAAUUCAUAUUGUAAACAUCUAAUUGUACUAUUUCUGUGUAAAGUAAUAAAGCUAGUUUUUUAAAAAACAAAUCUUAUCAUUCGCCACGUAACAAAUUUGGCGCAGUCGGUAGGAUCUCGCAUAAGACGAAGUGCAACGUGCAGUUGAUCAUCGGGACAGCAUCGCCCAGCAGAGCAACGCGCGGUAGCUACAGGCUUUUGAAACACUUCGCCGAACAUGCAGCUCCAAAUACUUGUAUUGUUAUGGUACUCCUCAACUUUUGUUGAAGGGGAUACCCGAAUACUACCCAUACCUUCAAAAUCAGGUCUCUAUUUUGAAGAAAACGGAGAAAUUCUAAUCUCUGAAAAUUCGUGGAAAUUAUUAGUGUAUAGAGACUUAGAACCACUAUUUUUAACUCAUGAUUCUAUAAAAAGACUCACACAAAAUUAUCAAAAUCUCGUCGCUAGACACACGACACUACCGAGCGUAAUUACGACAAGUUCUUUCAUCAAAGCCAGUCUAAACAAAAUAGACUCCAGAUUAAGCGAAUUAAACUACUAUACCGCAGGUAGCUUAAAUAACAAACGUAGUAAACGUGAACUUAUAGACGGUGUAAGCUCAAUAUUAAAAUGGCUUAUCGGAACACCUGACGCCAAAGAUGCGAAACACUACAAUGAAUGUAUCGAACAGUUAGAAAGACAACAGAUUUCGACUGACGCAAUCCUAAGACAACAACUACAGAUAAUCUCUUCGACAAUUAAAAAUUUUAACGAAACCUUACUGAAAAUCUCUUACGACGAACAUUUAAUCAACGAAAACAUUGCUAAAGUUAAUUCUUAUUUUAAUACCACGAACAAAUUAAUUUUCAACCUUACCAUUUCUGAAGAAAUAUCCACGCUAGCGAUACAAAUACUAGAGUCAGUAACAUCAUUAGAAAAAGACAUUGACGACAUAAUAAUAAGCAUUUUGUUCAUUAAAUCAGGAGCCAUUCACCCUUCGAUUAUAUCAAUUAACCGUCUAUAUAAAGAAUUAUUAUCCUCAAGUCCCGCUAGAGUGAAUAAAAAUCUAGUAGCUCCUAUAAAGCUAUCAAACAUACAUCAAAUCCUCGAAUCUGCUUCGAUUACAUCUUAUAUCUAUAUGAAUAAAAUUAUAUAUAUUUUAGAAUUCCCUUUAGUUAGAAACGAUAGGUUUACCUUAUAUCACAUAUACUCUAUUCCUAUUCUGCAUCCCUCAUCAACCUUAUAUUCCACGAUCCUCCCAGAGCAAACAUUUCUUGCCAUGAACAGUAACAGACAGCAAUACGUCACAAUGAACGACUUGGGAAAAUGUAAGAACUUUGUUACGGAAACAAAAGUCUGCAACGAUCUCCCAGUAUAUAACGUGAACACCAGGCCUACCUGUGAAACUGCCAUACUUACGACAACAAGACAAGACGUGCCAGAAAUUUGUCAAGUUACUACGUUUUCGGCGAAUAUUAACACACUGCAACCCAUCAGAAACAAUAAAUGGAUCUACAUCUUACAACAUACAACGCCGUAUACCCUAGAAUGUAAAGAUGAAACAAACCACGGUGAAAUCUCCGGAGCCGGCAUCAUAUCAUUGGAAAAUGGCUGUAAAAUGUACACUGCCUUCGUUACACUACUAGCUGAAGAAAAUCUAUCGACAAAUAUUAGUCACCCUAUUGUCACCGUAGAUCUGGAACAAAUCUGCAUUCCUGAAAACUUAAAUAUUAGAGAACCAGAACUUCUUCCAAUAAAAUUGAAUAACAUAGCGUUGGACUCUCUCAACACCAUAAAGGAACAAAUAAAUCAACACUCUAAACUAUUAAAAGAUAAUCAAGCUACUUUUGUUGAAAAAUAUUCCACAAAACUCUCAAUUUCCAGCAUAGCUAUUGGGUUAGCCAUGCUAACGUGUUUGUGUUAUAAGUGUCACAAGAGACGUUUUCAAUUCACCACAACACAACGUAGAGAUGGCUGCAUCCAGAUUUUUAAUAACUGCUUCGAUCGCUCUCAACGCCGUCAACACAUCGAAAUUCCCAUGGCAUCAUUGAAACCGAGAACGACGUCGUGUAUAUCCGAAGAUGAAAGCGAUGACGUCGCCACUCCACACCUUCAUCAAAGAUCGAGUAACAAAACUCAAUCUUUAUUCUAAGAGGGGAGGUGUUAUGUAAUGACUGUUAUGUUAUGACUAAUAUGUUGUGCUAUGACUGUUAUGUUGUGACUAAUAAGUCUUUUGCUAAAAUGCUAGUUGAUAAGUAAUAUAUUGAUAGUUGAUAAGUAAUGACUAACAAGUCUUUGUUACGAUAAGUAAUGUUUAUCUGUAAUGUUUAUCUAUAUUUUGAAUGUCUAUUUGUAUUUGUAAGUACAAUGUAAUCGCUAACUAAGAAGCCUUUGCCAAAAGCUCCUCUCUGAUAAAAUACCACUGUCAUGAAAUCAUACACCAUUAGCCUUUGUUACAAUACCAUUAGCUGAUGAGUAAUAUUUAUCUGUAUUCGCAAUUGUGUACCAUGAGCAUCAUGUUAUCAUUAGUCGAGAACCCCUCUCCGAUAAACUCACCUUAUAUAAAUACUGCCUCAAAUCAGUUCGAGGACAGUUCCAUUUCCGAAUUCAUAUUGUAAACAUCUAAUUGUACUAUUUCUGUGUAAAGUAAUAAAGCUAGUUUUUUAAAAAACAAAUCUUAUCAUUCGCCACGUAACACCAUUCUAUUAACAUCGAUUAAAAAAAACAUCACCA